AUGGAUCGACUCCAUCAAGUUCGUGAUCUGCGACCGAGGAGAAACAAUCAACGACAACGUGCACCUUUGCUAGACCCUGCAGCGGAAUAUUAUGAGGAGUCUCAUGAUAAUGAUGGAGAUGCGGUUUCCUUGGUCACUAUACCGAGAAAUCGUGGAGGAAGGGAUGAGGUGCCACGACAAGUCCGAAGAGAACAUCGUGAAAGGAACGGUGUAGAUCGAAAUUUGGGGUCCAUCAAACUAUCUAUCCCGCCUUUCCAAGGUAAAAAUGACCCUGAUGUCUACAUUGAGUGGGAAAGAAGGGUGGAGUUAGUCUUCGAUUGUCAUAACUAUUCUGAAGAGAAGAAGGUAAAACUUGCUGCUGUAGCAUUUACAGAUUAUGCUAUUGUUUGGUGGGAUCAACUAACCUUGUGUAGAAGGUUUGUGCCUUCUCAUUAUUAUCGGGAUUUACACUUGCGGUUGCAAAGUCUUAAACAGGGAAAUAAGACAGUUGAGGAGUAUCAUAAAGAGAUGGAGAUCGCUAUGAUCCGUGCUAACAUCGAAGAGGACCGAGAGGCAACCAUGGCUCGAUUCGUCAAUGGCCUUAAUCGAGAGAUUAGAAAUGUAGUGGAGUUACACCAUUACGUAGAGCUCGAGGAAGUGGUGCAUAUGGCAAUGAAAAUAGAAAGACAACUCAAAAGGGGUCGGACAUCUUCACGAUUUGAAGGGACUAGCUCGAGUUCGAGGUGGAAUACUAAACUCGAGGGGAAUAGUUCAAGAUGGAACUCAAGGUCAAAGCACGAUGAGAAAUCACCUUUUAAAGCAAGAGGAGACAAAGUCGCUGCCAAAUCAUCGUUUGACUCGACAGAGAAGGGUCAUAUUGCUUCUCAGUGUCCCAACAAGAGAACUAUGAUUAUGUUAGAGAAUGGGGAUAUUGAAACUGAUGCAGAAGAAGACAACGACUCCAUGCCAUCACUUGAAGAUGUUGAUGAGGUAGAACAUGCUGUCACGGGGCAAGCCCUUAUUGUUUUGAGAGCUUUACAUGUGCAAGCUAAGGAGGAUGGGGAUGAACUACAAAGGGAGAAUAUCUUUUAUACUCGAUGUCAUGUGAAAGAUCGGGUAUGUGGAUUGAUUAUAGAUGGAGGAAGUUGUGUGAAUGUGGCUAGUUCUUUGAUGGUGCAAAAGCUUGGUUUGCGCACCAAAAAGCAUCCGAGGCCAUACCGACUUCAGUGGUUGAAUGAAAGUGGUGACUUGAAAGUAACCAGACAGGAAUUUAAUGACGUGUUUCCCGAAGAGAUGCCACCAGGAUUACCACCAAUACGAGGGAUUGAGCAUCAGAUUGAUUUCAUACCAGGAACACCAAUCCCGAAUCGACCAGCAUAUAGGAGCAAUCCGAAAGAAUUCAAUGAGUUGCAAAAGCAAAUCGGUGAGUUACUCAACAAAGGUUAUAUUCGAGAAAGUAUGAGUCCAUGUGCUGUGCCCGUAUUGUUAGUACCUAAGAAAGAUGGUACUUGGAGACUAUGUGUUGAUUGUAGGGCUGUGAAUAAGAUAACGAUAAACUAUCGUUACUCUAUUCCUCGUUUAGAUGACAUGCUUGAUGAAUUGCAUGGUUCAACAAUAUUUUCUAAGAUUGAUUUGAAAAGUAGGUACCAUCAAAUUCGCAUGAAAGAAGGUGACAAAUGGAAAACGACAUUUAAAACCAAAGGUGGAUUGUAUGAAUGGUUAGUAAUGCCAUUUGGUUUAUCGAAUGCACCUAGCACUUUUAUGCACCUUAUGAACCAUGUCUUGCGUGCUUUCAUUGGAAAAUUUGUUGUUGUAUACUUUGAUGACAUUCUGAUCUAUAGCAGAAGUGAGCAUGAUCAUUUGAGUCACUUAAGAUGUGUUCUUGAAGUGCUGAGACAAGAGAAAUUAUAUGCUAACCUUAAGAAGUGCAACUUUUUCUUGGAUAGCGUUGUGUUUCUUGGUUUUGUUGUCAGUUCUAAGGGAGUAGAAGUGGAUGGUGAAAAGGAUUUUAUCGUCGAUUUGUGA
Messenger RNA from Tarenaya hassleriana, 2004 nucleotides. RefSeq lists its product as uncharacterized. The transcript has 4 exons. The record is from RefSeq and is a predicted model, not a curated record. NCBI's taxonomy places the organism in Eukaryota, Viridiplantae, Streptophyta, Magnoliopsida, Brassicales, Cleomaceae. The coding region runs from base 1 to 2004 and encodes 667 amino acids.